ACGGAGUAAAGUUGGAAGCUCCGCUCUUGGGACCGUUUUCAUCCCCAAGUCGACGGGAUCCAGCAAACCUCAUCAGGAAUGUAUAUCAGCGUACACUCCAAGCGAACAGGAGCUCGCGCCAACUCAACGAUAGAACAGCUUCCAACGGGAAUUUGAGCUCCAUUUCUUUCUCAAUCCAUUUGGGAGUUCAACGCAGCACUAUUGGACGUAUUAGCAGCAGACAUAGAGCAUCGAGUGGCCAAGCAGCAUCCGAAUGGAUGCGCUGGUGAGGAUGAGCGCACCGCCGGCACUGAGCCUCGGGCACCACCAGAGCCCCGGGGCCCGGCACUCGCAGACAGUCUCGGUCUGCUCUCCUCCCACCCCGAGCACCGCUAUGGCAGCGGUAGAUGCAAGCGGCGUUAGCUGCUCCUCUUCUCCCCCCCGCAAGGAGAGCAGCACCGCUGGAGCAACGGUAUUUGUCGCCGCCGCUGUCGCAACUGUCGCUGCCGUGGCGGCUCCCCCGAGCACCUGCAGCAUCACCACCACCAGAGUCCCGGAAGUGCCUCCGCAACAGCAGCAGUUCCCACAGCAGAGCAGACCUGCCGGCCACGUAGUCAAGAUACAGAUAAACCCCGAGGGCUGCGAGCCCGGCAGGCCCACCGCCAGGCUCGUCUCCGCGGUCAGGCUCAACCUCGAGGAGCCCGAGACCAGCGUCAACAUCAUCGAUAACCACAAAGAAGCACCCAUUGCUAUCAAAGAUCUAGAUAAUAGCAGCGACAACAACAACAACAGCGGGGCCAGUGGCAUCUUCAAGGCCAGGCUGGUCAACACCGGCGAGCCCUGCGUGAGGAUCAGCGUCAAGGGUGGCGAUUGCUCAGGCAGAGAGUCCUCAUCGUCCUCCUCGGCUUCGUCAACCUCCUCGUCGUCGGAGGAGCUGGUGCAUCCCACUGCUCACCCGGACAUGGUUCAGCAGCCGCUCCAGCACGAGCAGUCGCGUUGCACCGGAGUCGUCGUCAACGGCGGGGGCACGAGCAACGGUGCUGGCUCGGGGGGCUUUUACUACGGCACUCCUCUGAUGGGCAUCAACGGGGUGGCAACCGUGCUCAUGGCGAGCGGACAGUGCUCGCCCUCCGAGACCCUCGACAGUGGCACUUGCAGCGACCUCGACGGUACCCCGCCACCCCUGCCCAAAAAGAAGGCCUCCAACAACCUCGAUUCCGGGAAAAUCGGGCCCAACGCCGCACCGAGCAACAAGCGCCAUUACCACCACCACCACCAGAGAGCCGGUAGCCUGACGAGCAGUGGGGCAGAGUUGGACAGCGACGACAACGAGAGCAGCAUAAGCUGCGACAGCCUCAACAGCGCCGAUAUGGCCAUCAUGGGGUUGGUCGCGGACCCGGCGAGCGAGCUCGCGAAGCAGCUACCCCGGCAGCUCGAGGAGCUCGCGGGUGAGGGGUCGGGCUGUCGGGAGGAGGGCAGUGGAAGCGAGGGCUCGCCACCCGCCUCGGGCAACUCGACGCUGUCCAAGGCGUCGUCGUCGACGCCGAGGGUGCGCAGUCCCGAGGUCCGGGCCUACUCGAGUUGUUCGUCGACGGGCUCGGCGGCCCUGCUGGUCAACGAGUCCACGUACGAGGAGCGUCGGCUCGAGCAGCGGGCAGUCAACGGGAGUGCGGUCGGGUCGGUAAAGUACGCUUACGAGGACGACCGGUUCUACAAGUUUCACGUGAACGAGCGCGAGGAAGUGCUCAAGGCGAGGAACAAGAGCGAGCUUGGCCGUGGUGACGACGGGGAUGACGAGAGCUUCGCCGGUUGCAAGAUCCCCACCCUCGACAGGGAAGCCAUUCGCAGUGCCAAGGGGACCGUCAGGGGAGUGAGGAACCGCGUCAGGGCGGGCAUCGCCACCUUCCUCCAGAAACCCUCGGCCAAGAACUACAAGGUGAAGGAUGCGGACAAGGUGGUCGUCUACACGACGACGAUGGGGAUAGUGCGCGAGACGUAUUACCGUUGCGUCCUAGUCAAGCAGAUCCUGAGGACGCACAUGGUCAAGUACGAGGAACGGGACAUGUACAUGUCAACGGAACUGCAGACCGAGCUAAGAGAACGGAUCGGCUGCACAGCCAUAAAAGUGCCACAGCUCUUCAUCGACGGGCAGCACAUCGGGGAUGCCGAUGCUGUCGAGCGGCUUAACGAGUCUGGCGAGCUGCGCCAGAUGCUGAAACCUUACAAGAGUCUGGACGCGUGCAACACCUGCCAGGCAUGUGGUGGCUAUCGACUACUACCCUGUCCCGUCUGCAACGGCAGCAAGAAAUCUGUGCACCGCAACGACUUUACCGCCGAAUUCGUUGCUCUCAAGUGCAUGAACUGCGACGAGGUGGGCCUCGUGCGCUGCCAGCACUGCUGA
Messenger RNA from Copidosoma floridanum, 2380 nucleotides. RefSeq lists its product as uncharacterized. Lineage: Eukaryota; Metazoa; Arthropoda; Insecta; Hymenoptera; Encyrtidae. Gene Ontology annotation, biological process: sensory perception of sound. The record is from RefSeq and is a predicted model, not a curated record.